GUUCUUUCGAAAUCAUUCACAGAGCUGUUAUAAGGCAAUUCUUCUCGCGUUCUCUUCCUCCUCACGUUGGGAAUCACCAUGACUCCCCCCCUCUCCUCUCAAUCUCUGGAGCCACUAGUCCUCCCAGCCCAACCGCCGGCCUUUGGACAUCAGAUGAAGGAGUACUUUCAUUUUGAUCCCGAAUACGUGAACUUGAACCAUGGCUCUUUUGGAUCUCUUCCUCGGCCGGUCAGUGCGUGGUGCAGUGCUCUAUCCGACAAGAUCGAAAUGAAUCCGGAUCUGUUCAUGCGAGUGACGUACCAGUCCAUGCUCGUCACUGUACGCGAAAAAAUUGCCAGCUUUAUCGGAGUCAGUGACGUGGAUGAGGUGGUAAUAGUUCCGAAUGCCUCGCACGGGAUUAAUACCGUCCUGAAGAACUUUAUCUGGGAGGCGGGGGACGUUAUUGUUACCUGCAAUACGACGUAUGGUUCCAUCUCCCGAACAGUGCAGUACAUUUCCGAUGUCCCUCCCCAUCCGGAACGUGCGCUGUUCACCAUCCUCUUUCCUACUACAAAGGAGGAUAUCAUCUCACGAUGGAGGGACGAUUUACGAUCGGUCCGGGAGCGCGCCGGAAAAAAUGCGAAAAUAGUUGCUGUUAUAGACGCGAUUGUAUCUAAUCCAGGAACUCUUCUUCCUUGGGAGGACAUGACGGAUAUUUGCCGUGAGUUUGAUGUAUGGAGCGUUGUAGAUGCAGCACAUGCUAUCGGGCAGCAGCUCGGAAUCAAACUCGACGAAGCCAAGCCAGAUUUCUGGAUAAGCAAUUGCCACAAGUGGCUGUUCGCAAAGAGGAGCGCUGCGGUGUUGUAUGUUCCUAAGAGGAACCAGCAUAUUGUCGUCUCUAGCUUUCCGACGUCGACUUUUUAUAUAUCGCCUAAAGAUCGUACAGGACCAAACUUCGUGAAGCAGUUCGAAUGGAACGGGACCAUUGACUGGGCACCGUACCUCAGUGUUUCUGCGGCCCUCGAUUUCCGCAAGUGGCUGGGCGGUGAAAGUGCGAUCAAUGAGUAUUGUCAUAAUCUUGCCAUCGAGGGGGGUAAAGCGCUUGCCAAAGUUUUGAACACGAAAGUCAUGGAUGAAGAUGGCCAGUUUACUGCGCAUAUGGUUAACGUCGUCAUGCCGCUUCCUGGUCACAUAAAGCCGACGUUGGAAUUAGAUUUGAUGAUGAAGAAUAAAUUGUUGGUCAAACACAAUGCCUUCGCCGCUACUUAUUAUCAUAAUGGAAUGUGGUGGACGAGGUGCAGUGCCCAGAUUUGGAACGAGGUUGGGGAUUUCCAGAAGCUUGGGACCGCUCUCCUCACUCUAUGCAGAGAGAUCGAAGAGGAAUAUAGAGACAAUUGAAUGCUGGUAUUACCAAUCCGUAGCAGACAAGGUGUGCGGUAAGGAGCGCUAUGCUAAGCGUAGGCUCCCCGAUGCACAUCGUACGCGUCUUCUAUGGCUGUAGGCGUGAAGGAAGUCAUUCAUCAAUGCAACCGGGAUCUGAUAUAGAUAUUCGUACAUGUACUGUCCUUUCGUUUUUGAAGCCUCGAUGUGGGUUCCUGAAAAGGUAAUAUUUAGGCAAGGAAAAGCUGUACAAGAAAUAUCGCGCGACGCGCUCAAUAAAAUUUCCCA
Molecule: messenger RNA, 1647 nt
Organism: Guyanagaster necrorhizus
Lineage: Eukaryota; Fungi; Basidiomycota; Agaricomycetes; Agaricales; Physalacriaceae
Product: PLP-dependent transferase
Exons: 8
Coding region: 79-1377 (432 amino acids)
Source: RefSeq, a predicted model, not a curated record